Molecule: messenger RNA, 408 nt
Organism: Elephantulus edwardii (Cape elephant shrew)
Lineage: Eukaryota; Metazoa; Chordata; Mammalia; Macroscelidea; Macroscelididae
Gene: MRPL41
Product: mitochondrial ribosomal protein L41
Exons: 1
Coding region: 1-408 (135 amino acids)
Biological process (GO): translation
Cellular component (GO): mitochondrial large ribosomal subunit
Molecular function (GO): structural constituent of ribosome
Source: RefSeq, a predicted model, not a curated record
AUGGGCUUCCUAACCGGAGUGACCCGCGGGCUGGUCCGGGGAGCGGACAGGAUGAGCAAAUGGACCAGCAAACGCGGCCCACGCACGUUCUACAAGAGCCGGGGCGCCAAGGUCACCGGCGUGCACGCGCCCGGCCGCAGGUUCGUGGUAAUUAAGGAGAUGGUCCCCGAGUUCGUGGUCCCCGAUCUGACCGGCUUCAAACUCAAGCCCUACGUAAACUACCGCACCCCAGAGGGCACAGAGAGCCCUCUGACGGCCAAGCAGCUCUUUGUACAGGCGGUCGCCCCUGCUGUUGAGAAGGAUUUUAAAGCAGGGACCUUUGAUCCCGACAACCUGGAAAAGUACGGCUUUGAGCCGACACAGGAAGGCAAGCUUUUCCAGCUGUACCCCAAGAAUUUCCCGAGAUAG